This is a messenger RNA of Mesitornis unicolor (brown roatelo), 1437 nucleotides long. It is a transcript of the gene AAAS, whose product is annotated as achalasia, adrenocortical insufficiency, alacrimia. The record is from RefSeq and is a predicted model, not a curated record. Lineage: Eukaryota; Metazoa; Chordata; Aves; Mesitornithiformes; Mesitornithidae. The transcript is spliced from 15 exons. Gene Ontology annotation, biological process: nucleocytoplasmic transport. Gene Ontology annotation, cellular component: nuclear pore. Gene Ontology annotation, molecular function: protein binding. The annotation marks the transcript as partial.
CUGGAGGACCUGCCCACCCUCAGUCUGCCCAAGGAAACCCUCAAGGCUCACAGCCGCCUGGAGCACAGCACCCGCCCGGCCUUCAUCCACCACCGUGAGUCCCUCUGGAAGCGGUGCCUCAGCGCCUGGAGGGACACGGGGCUGUGCGGGGUGCUGAGGGAGAUCGCCAGCGCCGAGGAGGAGGAGGGGCUGCAAUGGGUGAAGACGACCUCGAGCUACACGCUGGCCCUGUGCCGCUGGCUCUCCUCGCUGCACGGCUCCUUGUUCCCACACCUCUCGCUGAGCAGCGAGGACAUGAUCGCGACGUUCUCCCAGGCUGUGGACUGGGCCGGCUGCACCGUCCGGUCCUUCGCCUGGCACCCCCACACCAGCAAAUUUGCCGUGGCUCUUCUGGAUGACUCCAUUCGGGUCUACAACUCCAGCAGCGCCACCGUCCCCUCGCUGAAGCAUCGCCUGCAGAGGAACGUGGCUGCCAUGGCCUGGAAGCCGCUCUGCGCCUCCAUCCUCGCCGUCGCCUGCCAGAGCUGCGUCCUGGUGUGGCACCUGGACCCCACCUCCCUCUCCACCAGGCCUUCAUCCGGCUGUGCUCAGGUGCUGUCCUACCCCGGGCACAGCCCCGUCACCAGCCUGGCCUGGGCUCCCAGCGGGAAGCUGCUGCUCUCAGCGUCACCCGUCGACACGGCCAUGCUGGUGUGGGACGUGUCCACCGAAAACUGCGUCCAGCUGCAGUGGUUUGGGGGUGGCGGUGUCACAUACUUGGCUUGGUCACCCGAUGGCAGCAAGGUCCUGGCAGCCACCCCCUCUGCGGUGUUCAGAGUGUGGGAGGCUCAGAUGUGGACGUGUGAGCGGUGGCCAACUCUCAAAGGACGCUGCCAGACCGGGUGCUGGAGCCCCGACGGCAGCCGCCUGCUCUUCACGGUGCAGGGCGAAUCCGUCAUCUACUCCUUGUCCUUCUCCGAGUACCGGGGUGAGAUGCAAGGGCAAGUGGGAGGCUCGAAAACAGCCUCUAUCGUGGCAGAUCUGUCCGAAACCACCUUCGAGACACAUUACGGGGAGGAGAGGAUCGGGGGAGAAAUCCACUCCAUGGCGUGGGACCCCACAGGCGAGAGGCUCGCGGUGAUCAUCAGAGGACACCCUGACGCACCCGGCAGCCAAACGGUGGUGGCCGUGUUCCGCACCCGCAACAGCCCCGUCUUCGAGCUCCUGCCCUGCGGUUUCCUGCGAGGCGAGCGCGGCGCCCAGCCCCAGCUCAUCGCCUUCCACCCCUGCUUCAGCAAAGGUGCCCUCCUCACCGUGUGCUGGGCCACGGGGAGGAUCAGCCACGUCCCCUUCUUCUUCGUCAGCGCCCGCGGGCCCGGCGCCAGCCCCGGCCGCAGCCCCGUGUCCGUCAUGGCCAGCGCCAGCGUGCGGGAGCAGCCGCUCUUCUCGGAGCUGUGA